AGACCACCACUUGCCCUCACCCGCUCAGGACAGAAGAGGGUAACCAUGCUUAGCUUAUAAAAACUCCUGCUUGCAUCUUAAUACACAAUGUCCCUGCUGUUCAUUCGCUCUAAGUCCAUCAUCACUAGCAAAAAGGACAAGAGACAUAUGGCGGACGUCAGUGCCUCCCCCCUUAAGCAUUUUGUCACCGCCAAGAAAAAAAUAAAUGGCAUCUUUGAACAGCUGGCAGCUUACAUCCAGGAGAGCUCCGUGUUUCUGGAGGAAACGCACAAGAAUGGGGAGCUUGACCCGGUCACCACGGAAGAGCAGGUGUCAGAAGUCAAGGGCUACCUGUCCAAGGUCAGCGGGAUCAGCGAGGUGCUGGCAAGGCGACACAUGAAGGUGGCUUUCUUUGGGCGGACGAGUAACGGGAAAAGUACUGUGAUUAACGCCAUGCUGUGGGAUAAAGUCCUUCCUUCUGGGAUCGGCCACACCACAAACUGCUUCCUGAGAGUGGAGGGGACGGACGGCCAGGAUGCCUUCCUGCUCACCGAAGGGUCUGAGGAGAAGAAAAGCGUCAAGACGGUCAACCAGCUGGCUCACGCCCUCCACCAGGACGAAUUGCUAACCGCCGGGGGUUUGGUCAGCGUCAUGUGGCCGAAUUCCAAGUGCCCUUUGCUCAAGGAUGAUCUCGUUUUGAUGGACAG
This is a messenger RNA of Notechis scutatus (mainland tiger snake), 686 nucleotides long. NCBI's taxonomy places the organism in Eukaryota, Metazoa, Chordata, Lepidosauria, Squamata, Elapidae. The record is from RefSeq and is a predicted model, not a curated record.